Molecule: messenger RNA, 807 nt
Organism: Apaloderma vittatum (bar-tailed trogon)
Lineage: Eukaryota; Metazoa; Chordata; Aves; Trogoniformes; Trogonidae
Gene: NRG3
Product: neuregulin 3
Exons: 3
Biological process (GO): intracellular signal transduction; animal organ development; nervous system development
Molecular function (GO): chemorepellent activity
Source: RefSeq, a predicted model, not a curated record
UAUUCAAAACCUGAUAGGCAUCCUGGGCCUAUUCUGGACAAAGUUAUGGAGUCUAGUUUUUCAGGCCCUCAGUCUUUCCCAGAGGCCUUGUCUCCUGACAGAGGACCACAGCCCAGCAAGCAACAUAGAAGUCUCUCUUCAUGCUGCAGCCCAGGACAAAAAAGUGGGAUGUUACAUAGAAAUGCCUUUCGGAGGACUCCUCCCUUACCUCGGGGUAGGUUCAAUGGAAUUACAGGACCAGCAUAUCAACAGCUGGAAGAGUCAAGGAUGACGGACCAGGACACAAUACCUUGUCACGGGUAUUCAUCCAGUGGUUUAAAACCUCCUCAGAAUACUUCAAUAAAUAUGCAACUGCCUUCAAGAGAGACAACCCCUUAUUUUAAUAACGUGGAUCAGAAGGACUUGGUCAGCUAUUCAUCUUCAAGGGCCAACUCCGUUCCCAUCAUCCCAUCUGUGGGUUUGGACGAAGCCUGCAUGCAAAUGCAAAAUGUUUCUGAAGUAACAGGCAUCAAGUGGUGCAAAAACUCCUAUUCAGCUGAACUUGUCAAUGUGAGUUCCCCCGUCAGUAAUUGUCUUAUAGCAGAACAACACGAAGUGAAAAUAUUGCUAGAAACUGUGCAGGAGCAGAUUCGGAUUCUGACGGACGCGAGGCGGUCGGAGGACUAUGAGCUGGCGAGCGUAGAAGCAGAGAGCAGCGUGAGCGAAAACACGGUCUUUCUGCCCAUGAGCCCCAUGGCCAAGUCAGAGCGAGAGGCACAAUUUGUCUUAAAAAGUGAAACGCAAAGAGACUCGGUACUGACCAAGUGA